UUGAAAUGCAAAGCACAUUCAUUCACUGCAGAGAAGCGAGCUGAGCAAGGCACUCGGCCGGGCUGUAACACUUCAGCAUUCAAGAGCGGCUGAAGCCCAGGGAAGAAAGGAGACAGACAAUUUCUGCUGCAGAUGCAGAUUUGUCAGGACGGUUUACCCCCUCGCCAUUUACAAUUCGGUUUCCGAUUGUUCACGGAUUAGUAACACAUUGAGAGCUUUUGACCGCGAAUAUCUUCCAUCCGGUUCUGCUGUGCCUGUUGUCGGUGCUCUCCAGCCGAAAGCCUCUGACACCCUGACUCUGCUCCUCUUCACAACCCACCCCAAUCCCCAUCCCUGCACCCAGCUCUCCUCAAAUUGGAACCAGUGUCCAGGAUAGGAAUCCACCGGGACAAACGAGAGAAAAGGACAGAAGCUGCAGCAACGGCAUUGAGAGGCUAUGUUCUAUCACCCUUAGAUCUGAAUGAAUCAUGAACAAUAGCUAGCACAACAAAUGCAGACCAUGGCUCCAAGGAAACGGAAUAGGCAUGUGCUGGGAUUCCUUUGCUGCUUCCAGAGCGCUGAUCACCCAGAGAUCACCUUCAAGGACAGCAGCGUGCCACUGCAGCUUCUGGAAUUCUCUGUCCCAAUCCCGCCUGCAGAUGAACUCAACGCCAGGUUUGCAGAACUCGUUGACGAGUUGGAUCUCACUGACAAGAACCGAGAUGCUAUGUUUGCACUGCCCAUGGAGAAGAAAUGGCAAAUUUACUGCAGUAAGAAGAAGGAGCAAGAUGACCCCAACAAGCAGGCCACAAGCUGGCCUGAUUACUACAUUGAUCGCAUCAACUCCAUGGCUGCAAUGCAGACGGUUUUUGCCUUCGAUGAGGAGGAAAUGGAGAUGAGAAACACAGUCGUCGAAGGACUUAAGACAGCUCUUCGGACACAACCAAUGAGGUUUGUAAUGCGAUUCAUCGAACUGGAUGGGCUUACAUGCCUGUUGAACUUCCUCCGAAGCAUGGACUACGACACGUCAGAGAGCCGCAUUCACACAUCCGUUAUAGGGUGCAUCAAGGCUCUGAUGAACAAUUCCCAAGGCCGGGCGCACGUGCUGGUUCACCCAGAGAGCAUCAACAUCAUUUCGCACAGCCUCAGGACGGAGAACAUCAAGACCAAGAUUGCCGUGCUGGAGAUCCUGGGCGCAGUUUGUCUGGUGUCUGGAGGACACAAGAAAAUACUGCAGGCAAUGUUGCACUACCAGGUUUAUGCAGCAGAGAGGACUCGCUUCCAGACGUUGCUUAAUGAGCUGGACAGAAGUACUGGAAAGUACAGGGAUGAAGUGCACCUCAAAACUGCAAUAAUGUCCUUCAUCAAUGCUGUGUUAAAUGCUGGUGCCGGAGAGGAUAAUCUGGAAUUCCGACUGCACCUCCGAUAUGAGUUUCUCAUGUUAGGAAUCCAACCCGUGAUUGAUAAAUUGCGAAACCACGAGAACGCAACAUUAGACAGGCACUUGGACUUCUUUGAGAUGGUCAGAAAUGAGGAUGAGAAUGAACUUGCAAAACGGCUUGACAUGGUGAGUGACAAUCCUGCAUCUGUAAAUUCGGGGAUCCUCGUGACAAGUCAAGUAUCAUCUGCCAUCACAGAUUUUCAAAAUAAGGUGCAUAUUGACACCAGGAGCACAAGCCAGAUGUUUGAGUUGAUUCGGAAAAAGCUGAGUCAUACGGAAGCCUACCCACAUUUGGUGUCUGUCCUCCAGCACUGCCUCCAAAUGCCCUGGAAGAGGAACGGGACUAACAGCCAGCACUGGCAGCUCCUGGACAGAAUACUGCAACAGAUAGUGCUGCAGGACGAGAAAGGGGAGGAUCCUGACGUCGCACCAUUGGAGAACUUUAAUGUGAAGAACAUCAUUCGGAUGCUGGUGAAUGAAAACGAAGUGAAACAGUGGAAGGAUCAAGCAGAAAAGUUCAGGAAAGAACACGUGGAAUUACUGGCAAGACUUGAGAAGAAGGAGAGGGAGUGUGAGACCAAAACUCAGGAGAAGGAUGACAUGAUGAAAACUCUCAAUAAGAUGAAGGACAAGCUCCAGAAAGAGUCUGCAGACUUGCGCCAAACAAGGGACCAAGUGGUGGAGCUCUCUGUCCGUCUGAACGAACUGACAAACUCAAAUACGAGCGGCCUUUCCUUCCCCCCCCUCCCUCCCCCUCCACCGCCCGGCGGGCCCCUCCCUCCCCCUCCCCCUCCCGUCCUGGGCGAGCUGCCCCCACCGCCCCCGGCCCUCCCCUACGAGUUCCUUCCCCCGCCUCCCCCACCCCUGCCCCCUGGCGGGCCCCCUCCCCCUCCCCCCGGAGCACCCCCCUUCUUCAGCUGCACCGUGCCGCCCCCCUCCUGCCCGCCGACGACGGGGAGCUCGAAGAAGAAAGCCAUCCCACAGCCAUCGCACCCGCUGAAGUCUUUCAACUGGCACAAGUUGGCAGAGGACAGGAUCAGAGGCACCGUCUGGAAUGAGAUAGAUGACCUCCGAGCCUUCAACACACUUGAUCUUGAAGAUUUCGAGAAGAUGUUCUCAGCAUACCAGAGGCAGCAGGACCUGUUCCCUAACCCUCACACUAACCUCUCAGAACAGAAAGAGCUUGGCUCCACCGAGGAUCUGUAUCUCACGAUGAGGAAGGUGAAGGAGCUAUCAGUGAUCGAUGGACGAAGGGCUCAGAACUGUGUCAUCCUGUUGUCAAAGCUAAAGUUGUCCAAUGAGGAAAUCAAGCGUGCAAUCUUACAAAUGGAUGAACAAGAGGACUUGGCCAAGGACAUGUUGGAACAGCUCCUCAAGUUUGUCCCCGAGAAGAGUGACAUCGACCUGCUGGAGGAACAUAGACAUGAGACUGACCGCAUGGCCAGGGCUGAUCGCUUCCUCUACGAGAUGAGCAGGAUCGACCAUUACCAGCAGCGCCUGCAGGCUUUGUUUUUCAAGAAGAAGUUUGCUGAGCGUCUUGCAGAAGCCAAGCCAAAGAUCGAAGUCAUCCUCUUGGCUUCCAAGGAGCUCUGUCGGAGCAAGAGACUGAAACAGCUCCUGGAGGUGGUCCUCGCCUUUGGAAACUACAUGAACAAGGGCCAGAGGGGGAAUGCUUUCGGUUUCCGAAUCGCCAGCCUCAACAAGAUUGGAGACACAAAGUCAAGCAUCGACAGGAACAUCACACUGUUGCACUAUCUGAUCAUGAUAUUUGAAAAGAGCUACCCAGAGAUCCUCACCAUUCAUUUAGAUUUACUUCAUGUGCCAGAUGCGGCCAAAGUCAACCUGGCUGAACUGGAGAAAGAAAUAAACAAUAUCAAGAAUGGUCUGAAGGCGUUGGAGGCUGAACUGGAAUAUCAGAAACGCCGGGCACGGGACAUUGAGGACAAAUUUGUUCCAGUCAUGAGUGACUUCAUUACUGUCGCUAGCUUCAGCUUUUCAGAGAUGGAGGAUCUGCUAGCCGAGGCGAAGGAUAAGUACGCCAAAAUGCUGAAGCACUUCAGUGAAGACGACGCGAAGAUGCAGCCGGAUGAAUUCUUCGGGAUAUUUGACACUUUCCUGCAGUCGUUUGCUGAGGCAAAGCAGGACCUGGAGAACAUGAGGAGAAAGAAGGAGGAAGAGGAACGUCGGGCCCGCAUGGAAACCAUGCUGAAGGAGCAGCGGGAGAAGGAGCGCCGGUUGAAGAAGGCCCGGACCAGCAGCGUCUCGGAGGAGGUCGGAGAGUUUGACGACUUGGUGUCGGCUCUGCGCUCUGGCGAGGUCUUCGACAAGGACCUGUCGAAGCUGAAGCGAAACCGCAAGCGUGUUGGCAACCAGCUGGCAGACAGCAGCAGGGAGCGGGCAGUGACGAAGCUCAAUUACUGAAGGGACUGGCUGCCACCCAUCGAGCGCACCCUUGGUGGGGUGGGGGGGUGUGGUGGGUGUGGGGGCGGAGGAAACACUCAACGCCCGGACGCUAAGUGUCAGCGUGCACAGUUAUCAGGAAUGGCAUAAUGGGAGGGAGGGAUCCCAUUACCUGACACCCACUUCCCCCCCCCCCCCAGGCUGCAACACCUCGGUGGCCCAGAGAUGGAGAGAAGAUAAAAAUGAAACCCAGGACCUUUCUUUUGCUCUCUCGCCAACCAGAAACAGAACAAAACGCCCUCAGUCUCUCUCUCUCUCUAUAGCUCUGCCUGCCAUCUCUUCACUGUGAAGAGAGUGAGGGUGAAAAUGGGGCCCAGUCUCCCAAGUGCCUGUGUAUGUUGCACUUCUGUCACCAGCCUCUGGGGCCUACCCUUCCCAAAAGCAGGGCACUCUCCACACUGGCAGCAUCCAAUGGGACACGAAAGCAGGAACACUUCAGUGGGUCCGAGACUGAGAAGAAAAGCCAUGAUGCUUUGCCGUUGCUGUCACCCUGACUUCUUUUCAGUUUUACGUUCGGCCCCACCCUCUUGUCCAAAGGCAUCAAACUAUUCACUCCCUCCAGUGGUGCCAACGGUGGUGGGACCUCACUAGCAAAUGCCAUUUCCCAGUGCGCCAAUCCAUACCUCCUGCCCUCGCCUGUUCCCUCAGCUCCCAGUUUAACCAACUUGGCGGUGUCCAAGUGUGCAUUGGAAAAUCGUGGGACUUAGUGAAGUCAAGUGAAAAUUGACUGUGAGCACAGAGGAGUAGCAUAACUGUGCCAACUGUCUGACUCCCAUCGCUUUGGACAUCAGAGAAAACAUUAUGUCAACCACAAAAAAUAAGGACAGUAUUAAAUGCAGUCUGUGACUCUCAGCACUGAUGGUCACCUGAGCACAUAUACAUGGUAACAGAAACUAGAUAACCACAGCAAAAAUAUCUGGGCCUAUAUUGUGCAAUAAGUUUUCUUUAAGCUUAUAUAGAUAUAUGUAUAAUGUUAAAGUUUUACUUUGAAAGAAGAAAGUUAGUCCUUUCAAAGAGUAGACUCGUUGCAUCCAAUGUGACUAAAAUGAGCAUGGUCAAUUCAUUCAGGCCUUUUUCUACCCAGCAUCCCUUGAGCAACUACACUUCUCUCCACACCUGCAGCCCCCUGCAUGUCCAAAUGGACCCAGCUUCUCCAGCCAUGUUCAGCUCAGGGGAAGAAAGCAUUCUUAACAAACCGCAUCAAAUGCCAGCAAGAUAAAGCUUUCCUUUUAGAAAGAAUGUUUCAACAAGACCCUGUUCAGGCCCUGAAACUCAGGCCUAAAGUGGGCUACUAAUUCCUGCUUGUUUCAAGUCUCAAGGAGGGAGAAAGAAAAACAAAAGAAGCACAUAAAUGAAACGACAGAUUUUCUUCCUUGUUUUGAGAUCCAGCACACCCUUCACAGGGCAGCGGGGAAGGAGGUACAACUUUUCUCCAGUAUCUACCACAUGAACUUUGCCAAGCCUUUAGUCCAUUCCUGUUUCCCCAAGAUGGGGAUAUAAGAGCUAUUGUCUACACUAUGUUAUUGCAGCAAGCCAAUGGCCUGUUUAGUAAAUGUAGCACUAUAUUAUA
Messenger RNA from Stegostoma tigrinum, 5450 nucleotides. It is a transcript of the gene daam2, whose product is annotated as dishevelled associated activator of morphogenesis 2. The transcript has 26 exons. NCBI's taxonomy places the organism in Eukaryota, Metazoa, Chordata, Chondrichthyes, Orectolobiformes, Stegostomatidae. Gene Ontology annotation, molecular function: actin binding; small GTPase binding. Gene Ontology annotation, biological process: negative regulation of oligodendrocyte differentiation; regulation of non-canonical Wnt signaling pathway; positive regulation of canonical Wnt signaling pathway. The record is from RefSeq and is a predicted model, not a curated record. The coding region runs from base 491 to 3841 and encodes 1116 amino acids.